AUGGAGGAAAUCGACGUGCCUCCGUUCUUCGUGUGCCCUAUUUCCCUCGAACUCAUGAAAGACCCCGUGACAGUCUCCACCGGAAUCACCUACGACCGCCCCAGCAUCGAGAAAUGGCUCUUCGCCUCAAACAACGACACUUGUCCCGUCACCAAGCAGCCUCUCCUCCCGGACCUCACUCCCAACCACACCCUCCGCCGACUCAUCCAAGCCUGGUGCACCGUCAACGCCUCCCACGGCAUCCAGCGAAUCCCAACGCCAAAGCCCCCCGUCGACAAAACCAUCAUCCAAAACCUCCUCAGAGACGCUUCCGACUCCCCCAACCUCCAGCUCCAGUGCCUCCGAACCCUCAAAUCCAUCGCUUCCGAGUCCCAAACCAACAAACGUGCCAUCGAAUCCGCAGGCGCGGUUAAAUUCUUAGCUUCGGUUAUAACCAACACCAUUGCAAUAAACUCGUGUUUAGACGAUGACGUGGAGCUGGAGUUAAAAACAAGCGUAGCGGAUGAAGCAUUGAGCUUAUUACAUAGCAUUCAGUUAUCCCAACCGGGUUUGAAGACUCUACUGAGUCACCCCGAGUUUAUAAACACGUUAACCAAAGUUCUGCAGAGAGGGAUCUACGAGUCACGCGCUUACGCUGUUUUUUUACUCAAGUCCUUGUCAGAAGUGGCGGAUCCGGUGCACUUGAUUAACCUAAAACCGGAACUGUUCGUUGAACUGGUUCAAGUUUUGAAGGACCAGGUUUCGCAGAAGGGUUCGAAAGCCACGCUUCAGACACUGAUUCAGGUGUGUCCGUGGGGCAGGAACAGGGUCAAAGCGGUGGAGGCGGGGGCGGUGCCGGUUAUCGUGGACCUUCUUCUCGAAUGCAGGGAGCGGAAGCCCUGCGAGAUGAUGCUGGUUGUGUUGGAGAUUCUGUGUCAGAGUGCGGAUGGGCGUGCGGGAUUGCUGGCGCACGCGGCGGGGUUGGCGAUCGUGGCCAAGAAGAUUCUCAGAGUGUCCACGAUGGCCAACGAUAGGGCGGCGAAGAUUCUGUUGGCCGUGUGUAGAUUCUCGGCGACGCCCAGCGUGGUGCAGGAGAUGGUGCAGCUGGGGGUGGUGGCAAAGCUGUGCUUGAUGUUGCAGGUGGAUAGUGGGAACAAGGCGAAGGAGAAAGCGAGGGAGAUCCUCAAACUGCACGCCAAAGUGUGGAGGAACUCGCCCUGCAUACCGGGGCACUUGCUUGCUUCGUAUCCCACAAGCGCGUGA
Sphenostylis stenocarpa is the source of this 1242-nucleotide messenger RNA. The record is from the annotation of a GenBank genome assembly. Lineage: Eukaryota; Viridiplantae; Streptophyta; Magnoliopsida; Fabales; Fabaceae.